CGCUCUCUCGUACGAAGGUAAAAGCCUAGCAGCUCUCCGGGCUGCUCUCCAUCCGGAAGAAUGGUUUCGAGAUAUGGCGUCUCGAAGGAUGGCGCAGUGGGUGUCGCCGUCGGUGCCUUAGGACCCAUGCAUUGUCUAUUGCCGCACUGUGGCGGUCCCCAUCAUCACCACCCUCUCACGGCGUCGCAUCCGCAAAAUCCCCAGCCGGGUCACAACCACCAUGUGCAUCCCGGCCAUCAACCGCCGCCACCACCGUCACCGAGUCCCCACCUCAAUCAACUGACGCAUCCCCAGCUCACCGUUAACAUCAGUCACCUCGGCCAUCACCAUCAUCAGCAUCAUCAGCAGCAACCGCAGCAGCAGCAACAGCCACCGCAGCAGCAACAGCAAACGCAAAUGCCGCCCCAAUACCGAGUCGCCGCGAAUAGAUCGGAGUUUCAUGGAAACUACAGUGCCCAGCCAGGGAGCCAGGUGGGUGGCAACGCCGCGAGUAAUGUAGGAGUACCUACGGGUAGAGGGCCCCCGCCGCUCGGCGGUAUACAGACGAUAGGACAAUCCGCAGCGGGUAUACCGCCAGGAGGUCCCGCUGGAGGACAAGCACCCUCGCAGGCGCCGACACCUGGAGUGCAGUCGCAACCGCCGCAAGGUCCAGCGCCUACUACGACACCACCUGUGCACACACCGUCGCCUCAGGAAAUGGGAAAACAGGCCCACUUACAGACGCAGCAACCGUCUUUACAGCAAGUUUACGUGCCGACGCAAAACAGACCGGCGUCUCAAGGCUAUUAUCAAACGGGUCCAAGGCCGCAACAACCGCGAGGUCUGAGUCACAGAGGUGGUCAAGGCGCCAGUGGAACACCAGUAGUCGGAAUGGCUGGGGUAGGUGGAGGCGGAGGACAACCGCCUGCUAUAUACUCUCAUCCGGCUGGUUUACCGGUGCAAGCAUCAAGUGCAAUGUAUUUAAGUCAAAGUCAAGUCCAUGGUCUUCACACGGGGCCUCAUCAACAAUCGGUGUAUCCCAUGAACAGUCAAAUACCGAUUCAUCAGUUUUCUGGUCCACCUCAAAGGCACCAGCCACAAAAUCAGUCGUAUUAUCAAACGUUUCAGGCCCCUCCACCAAUUUUGCCAAAUGUGUUCGCUGGAUAUGCUCACCCGCCCGCUCAGCACGGCUAUUUUUACGCAGCGUCAAACACAAUGAGUUUGACUAGGGCGAGUACAAGUGCGGUCAGCGGUGGUGCGCAACAUGUCGCAGGUCCGCUGGCCGGUACUCAAGGUGCUCCAGUUGUACCGCAAGGUACACUUCAGCAACCUACUCAACAAGCCCAACCCCUGCCUCCGAUGGGUAUACCUCUGUCACAGACUGAUGUAUAUUCGGGACAUAAUGGUGGUGUGACAAAUACUAACAGUACCACCAGGUCUCGAAAACCUAGAGGCCAAAAUGCCAUUUUGGAUAUAGUAAAUCCAUUAACGGGAAAAAAUAUAAGUGAUGAGAUUUAUAAGGAUAACGAAACUACACAGAGUGGUGAAUCUAGUAAUCGCGAGACGCCACAACCACAGAAUAACGGUGCGGAGGUGAUAGCCGAUUUCGCGGCUCGUGUCGCAAAAGCCGCGACCGAGGGAUCCGAGACGGUAUCGACGAGUGCGUCUGAAACAGCGCCUAAUACAAUACAAACAACGGCGCAAACGUCGUUAUCGAACAUUCAUACCAAUUCCGCUAAUGACACAAAUAAUCGGUGUAGCAGUAGUCCGCCUAUGGCAAAAAAUAUAGCUGGUGCUGGCGCUAGCAAAACGGUACCUACGAUAAAUAGUCAAUCAUCGUUAGGUACUUGUAGUAACGCAACGCAAAGCGACUCAAACGUAGCUAAAACAGAGUCGAAAGUGUUGCAACUCCCCGUGAAGGAGUUCCAACCGAGGAGUGAAAUAAAAAGUGUGGCGAUCGAGGAAUCGUCACCCGUCGUAUCCUCGGUGAUAGCCGUCGCGAAUAAAGAUACUAUUUCCGUACAGCUUACCGCGCCGAUUGUUAACACCGAAACAACGGCUGUGACAGCGACAGUGAUGGCCGAAGUUGAAUCAGAGACCGUCGGAACUACUGGCGCUGUAACUGCAACCGGAGUUGGAACUGCAAGCGUAACUGGAUCUGAGGCCACCAAGCAUCUCAACGCCUCGUCCAACGUAGUACAGACACCGGCUACCCCAUAUUGGAGUAAUGUUACCAUUACCCAGGAAAUCCCGAAACCGUCCGCCACUGCCUCGAGCGCCAAUCCCGUUCCUACUAGGGAGCCGUUCCCUAAUCUCGCGUCAAAAACUUCGUCGAAUUCGCCGCCGAGGAGGAAACCCAACGCUACCGAGCUGCCUUCGAAUACCAAAGAGCAAAAGGAGAGGAAGACCCGGGAGAAGAGUCUUGGUUCUCGCGGCGCCACUCCCACGCCCGUCGUUCACAAUCAAGCGGCGGAUCACCAUCAUCAGAAGACGAACGGUGACGCAGCCGGUGACAAAUCCGAAGCGGAGGUGGUGCAUCCUAGAAAUGAGAUACAGCAGAAACCAUCAGAUGGUAAAGCUAUGCAGAAACAAAAAAGCAAAAAUAAAGUAAAACUCCGCGAAUUGAAUCGCAAAGGCGCGGAGAAGGAAGGCACGGACAUGGAUGCCUUUGUAAAUACCGUAUCAACAGCGAAAACAGCGGAGAUCAAGCAAGACAACAAGGAGCAGCACGCACCCGCCCCGAAAGACAGUAAUAAAGAACCCAGUAGAGAGAUCAGCAAGGACAUCAAAGAAAAAGACAAUUAUGAGUCGAAGAAGGAGAAGGAGAUUUUGCCGGUUCACGUAAAAACCGAGAAACAUGUAUCCACGGAAGUGUCUAAGGACAGCACUCCCGCGCAACAGGCAUCUCACGUUGUAGAAAAGCCUCCGACUAGCAAGGAAUCUUCGACAAAGUCGGAGGAUAGUACGUUUAAUGCUCUUCCUGCGACAAAUCCAAAUGACGUCGUCGAUCACGCGGCGGUCAUCGAAGAGAUGCACUUGGAAGCAAUGGUCGCGCAGAAAAAUGAAGAAAACUUUAAGGUGUCGGCUCUUCAUGCGUCCAACGACGAAAAAGCGACGACGAUUCCAUCCGUGAAUACAGAGAAGAAGCAAGAAGUCGAGGUUUCCAGUGAUAGCGGUAAUGCCCCGGCUGAAAUCGCUGCACCUAGCGUUAAUAAGGCGGCUCCUCCAUUACUCAAGUAUUUGUACAAAGAGGGCCAGUGGAGUCCGGUCAACAUGACCGGAAGGAAGUCCUAUGAUCGGGAAUUCCUGUUACGUUUACAGUUUGAUCCUAACAGUAAACAAAAGCCAGCUAAUCUACCAAAUUUACAAGCUGUUUUGAAAGAUAGCUUACAGAAUACGCAUAAUACUAUGGACUUGAGGGCUUUUAAGGAUGCUAACAUUACUAGGCAUGAUUCGUUAAUGCCAGGAUUUGCAAAGGCAAAUAUAAGUACACGUCCGCCACCAACGAGUCGUAAGAGUGAGAGUCGGGGUAAACCAAAACCGAAUAAGCCAAAUGUAAUAACAUUUUCAUUGUCAUUAAGAGAGGACGUGAAGCUAAGGGAAACAGAAAAUGCAUGGAAACCGGCGAGAUUAAAGCAGAUUAAUCAAACUGAGGAAGAGGCAAAAACGGAAGCCCUUUAUAAAAGAGUACGAAGCGUAUUGAAUAAACUCACUCCGCAAAAGUUCAACACAUUAGUUGAACAGGUUCGAAGUUUACCGAUUGAUACGCAAGAACGUCUACAAGGAGUCAUUAAUCUCGUUUUUGAAAAAGCUGUCGACGAACCCAGCUUUUCCGUUGAGUAUGCAUUGUUGUGUAAAGAACUGGCCCAGAUGGAAGUUGCAGGCUACGAGGGUCAAGAUAGUUCCGUUAGCUUCAAGAAACUUAUUAUUACACGUUGCCAAAAAGAAUUCGAAAAGAAUCCAAUUGAUGAUGUCGCGAGAAACCGAAAGCUAAAAGAAAUUGACGAUUGUAAUGAUCCGGAGAAAAAGAAAGAACUCCAGUUGGCACUUGAAGAAGAGGAGCGUAGGAUACGAAUUAAAUCUGUAGGAAAUAUCAGAUUCAUUGGCGAGUUGUACAGACAGCAGAUUUUAACAACGAAAAUUAUGCACCGAUGUAUUCGUCAUCUACUAGACCAGAACGACGAAGAUAAUUUGGAAUGUUUAUGCAAACUGUUAACAACGAUUGGCAAAGAUUUGGAAUUGAAAGGACAGCAGGCUAAUACUGAUGAGAUGCAAGAAUACUUCAAUAGAAUGCAAGAGAUUGUUGCUCGAAAAGGCCACAGCAAAAUUAGUUCUAGGAUUCGUUUUAUGCUUCAAGAUGUUAUCGAUUUGAGAGCAAAUAAAUGGAUUCCUAGAAGGAAUGAUAACAAUCCGAAGACAAUAGAUCAAAUACAGAAGGAAGCGGAAUCGGAACGUCUUGAUAUGCAAGUGAACAGCGUUCCACUGAAUACCGCACGAAAAGACGAUCGUAACAACGAUCGGAAAAGAAAUCGUGGGCUAGGCGGUCCUACUGACGAUGGUUGGAGUCAACCAGUAGGAAGAGUAAGACCUGCCACGUAUUCAGUGGAAACGGCCAAGCUAAAAAAUAAACCGCCUCCAAUGGACGACAUGCAACUUGGCAACAGAGCAUCUUAUUUAUGGAGGGCUACUAACCCGUCGAAUAACUCCAAGACGAUAAGUUCCAACAAAUUUGCAUGCUUAGAAAAUAUGUCCAAUUUAGACCAGGACAAAAGGAUGCCGCCUUUACCGCUUUCUGGAUCACGAUCAACUGGUCCAAGAGAGUGCAGCCGGGAUUACAAGUAUGACGGUAGGAACUCCCGUAACGGCACUCAUCAGUCGAGUAGUGCUUCGAGCAGGGAGAGUCAUUCAUUACUUGAUAAUUCUCAAAGCCGGAAAGUCUCGAUGCUUCCGCCUGUAUUGAAGUCUGCCUCUCAGUCUGGGGCUAUAAGCCAUAAAGCUCCAAUGUCGGAACAAGAAUUUACAAAGGCUUAUAACUCCAUACUGAAACAUUAUAUGGAGGAGCCGAUUAUUGAAAAUACGGCAUUAGAGAUUCAACAGAAAUUUGAUAACGCUACAUUUGCCAAACUUACACGCGAGUGUAUUAAUCACGUUCUGGAAAAGUCGCCUAUUGAACGAGAACUAAUCUCGAAAUUGUUAUCCCAUUUGCUUAGGCAAAAUAUUCUGCCUAUGGAGUGUUUCAAGAAUGGAUUAGGAGAAGUGCUGGAAAUAGUAGAUGAUUUGGUUAUUGAUAUACCGAAAAUUUGGACUUAUAUAGCUGAAAUACUGUCACAUUCGAUAGAGGACGGAGCUAUCGCAUUAUCCGAAUUGGAGAGUAUAUGUAUAAGUUUGAGGAGGCAAGGCUUUGUAGGAAAAUUCCUUGGAGAACUUCUAAUGAAAGUAUCUCGUAACAAAGGACCUAAGUGGCUUGCCGACAAGUGGGACCAAAACAACCUACAACUACACACAUUAAUUGAUCCGGAACGAGAAAAUGCUGAGAAGAUUAUACAAGAAUACAACUUGGAGUUUCUGACUGGUGAUUAUAAUAGUGCCAAAGACUCCAUUGCUAUCGAGCAACUCUCGUUGGAGAAAAUUCAAGAAAAUCUCGUAAGGCUCAUGAAAGAAAAUACUUCUUUUGAUGAAAUUUGCAGUUGGAUAACUGCAAACGUUGGUGAUAGAGAGAAGGAUCCCAUGUUUAUAAGACAUUUGAUGACUGCCAUCUUAGAAACUACAUUAGAACGACAUCAUGGUACUUGGAAACUAAACCUAGAAUCUUUUGCUAGUUUGCAAACGUUGAUUCAACGGUUUGUCGACGCAGACGAAUUAUUAGAAUUGCAAUGCCUUUAUGCAAUUCAAAGAUACAUUAAGCUUAUCGAGUUUCCACCUGGUGCUCUUGUUUCCAUUAUGAAUCGAUUGUGGAUGGACAAUGUGAUAUCAAGCGACGCGUUCCUGACGUGGCAACAGAAACCGCCAGAAGGAGCUGAUGUCGAAGGCCAUAGCGUCUCACUCGUCACUCUUACGUCGUUUUUCACCGACUUACAAGAACCGGACGAUAAUUCCAGUGUCGAGGAAUUGUCAACUAGUGCGAAUCAGGGCUGUUGACGAUACUGUGAUCGAUUGCAUUAUCGUCUAUUAAAAAGACUUAAAUAUGCGUUUCCUCGUUGAAAGGAAAAUACAACGCCCGAAAUCAAAUUACUGUUGUGUUUUUUUUUCGUAAACAUUGAAAACGCAUGAACGCUUCAAGUAUUGAAGGAAA
Messenger RNA from Trachymyrmex cornetzi, 6271 nucleotides. It is a transcript of the gene Eif4g, whose product is annotated as eukaryotic translation initiation factor 4 gamma. The transcript has 23 exons. The record is from RefSeq and is a predicted model, not a curated record. Gene Ontology annotation, cellular component: eukaryotic translation initiation factor 4F complex. Lineage: Eukaryota; Metazoa; Arthropoda; Insecta; Hymenoptera; Formicidae. The coding region runs from base 61 to 6117 and encodes 2018 amino acids. Gene Ontology annotation, molecular function: protein binding; translation initiation factor activity; mRNA binding.